AUGAAGCGGAUCCCGCACGGAAAAUCAGAAAUUUACGGUCCAACACAACUCUACAAUGAAACAGAGCCAGCCUGGACAGAAUCGAGUUAUCGAACAGAACCUGUUGUAUACAAUUCACCGGACAGUGACUUAUGUGUGUUCACAGCGGAACAAGUGGAGUGCAUCUGUGAAGUUCUAUACGUCCGGAAUGAUACAGGACAAUUACGUCGAUUCUUCACCAAACUCCCGUCGCACAUGAACCCUCUGCUUGAGAACAUGGAAAGCGUCCAGAAAGCAAAAGCCUUAUUAUCGUUCGCGGACGGAAACUGGGAUGAACUAUUCCGCAUACUUAAAUCUUUCAAGUUCAGUCCACAUUGUCACUCACAGCUUCAACAGCUAUGGUUAGAAGGCCAUUAUGCAGAAGCUUCUCAAAGCAGAGGACGUCCUCUGGGGCCGGUUGGGAAAUAUCGCAUCCGAAAACGGUUUCCGUGGCCUAGAACCAUUUGGGAUGGAGAUGAGGUUACUUACUGCUUCAAAGAAAAAUCCAGACACGUGUUAAGAGAGUCUUUUCUUAGGAAUCCCUAUCCGUCUCCCUCAGAGAAACGUGAAUUGGCCAAUAGGAUUGGUCUAACACCGACCCAAGUGUCAAACUGGUUCAAAAAUCGACGACAGCGAGGACGAGUUAAUGGAUGUACGGAUUCUCUGGUAAGUCUGUUCAGAUAUCUGUCCGUACAACCAGCUGAACAAUCCUCAUCUUAG
Messenger RNA from Opisthorchis viverrini, 738 nucleotides. RefSeq lists its product as hypothetical. The transcript has a single exon. Gene Ontology annotation, molecular function: DNA-binding transcription factor activity, RNA polymerase II-specific; RNA polymerase II cis-regulatory region sequence-specific DNA binding. The record is from RefSeq and is a predicted model, not a curated record. Gene Ontology annotation, cellular component: transcription regulator complex; nucleus. The coding region runs from base 1 to 738 and encodes 245 amino acids. NCBI's taxonomy places the organism in Eukaryota, Metazoa, Platyhelminthes, Trematoda, Opisthorchiida, Opisthorchiidae. Gene Ontology annotation, biological process: regulation of transcription by RNA polymerase II.